This is a messenger RNA of Mesorhabditis spiculigera, 1719 nucleotides long. Lineage: Eukaryota; Metazoa; Nematoda; Chromadorea; Rhabditida; Rhabditidae. The record is from the annotation of a GenBank genome assembly.
AUGGAGACGGAUUGCGGCAUGGAGCUCCAUUUGGGCGAUCGCACUGUCAAAGUUCCCGCCAAGAUGAAGCUGAUGUAUUCGGAUUUUGCUGUCAACGAAAUCUCUGCCGAAAAGGAGGUUCUCCGUUUGAAAAGCCGCGAAGAGAUAGCACAACAAGUUGCGAUCAGCGAUCAACCGGCUGUGAUUGAUACAGCCGUCGAGCGCCCGGCUACGAUAAGCGCCGAAGUCGAGGAGAAGAUCGAUGAAAUCUUCACGAAAAAGAGCGGAUUUGUUGAUUUUCCUAUCCAGGAACUGGACAAGGAGCAGCGGAAAGAGGUGCAUGUUUUUGUGAGGAAACGCUAUGCCGGUCAGCUCGUCUCGGAAACCCAGCCGCAGGCUAUCCGCGUCGCAUACGGGCGGAAAAAUCUAAAUGUUGCGCGUCGCGACGUGCCGGAUUUCUGCCAUUUUACGUUGGCAAAAGAGGCGACCGAGACAGCGUAUGCCUUGCAGCUUUUAUCGAAAUUUAUGAAUAUUAAACAGAAGGACUGCUUCAAAUCAUGCGGCAUAAAGGAUCGCCGCGCCGUAACGACACAGAGGAUCAGUGUGCCGAGGACGACUAUAGAGAAACUAUUGGAUCUCAACAAGCGGCUUCGCAAUAUCCAAGUCUAUGAUUGCCAAUACAUGAAGACGCCGUUGAAGCUCGGGGCUCAUUGGGGCAACCGCUUCAACAUCAUCUUGAGGGAUAUACAGGAAGAGCAGCACGGCAUGAUUCAAGAGCGAAUAGCCGAGUUUCCAAAACGGGGAUUCAUCAAUUAUUUUGGGACACAGCGGUUCGGCAGCUUUGGAACGAGCACGGCAGAUGUUGGACGCGAGAUUUUGCGAAGAAACUGGGAGGCAGCGAUUACACUGAUUCUCUCCAACAAAGGCGCAAAUGGGACCGUCGGUGAUGCCACGGCAGAAUGGGCGAAAUCGAAGGAUGCGAAGAAGGCGUGGUAUAUGAUACAGGGCGCCACUCGUUUCGCUUCCGUUGAGGGACAAAUUUUGGGAGCAUUAGCAAAAGGCGCUUCCUGGCAAGAAGCUAUCCUCAAAUUACCCCCUUUCACCGCCAGUAUCUACAUCCACGCUUAUCAAAGUCUACUUUGGAAUAAGGCGGCUUCACGCCGUGUCCGUGAGGGUGGCGAAAAGACGAUUCCCGGGGAUUUUGACGCAGAAGGCAAACCGUUGGCGGACGGUGCGUCGCAUUUUUCCAUCUACAUGCCCAUCCCUGGAACACAAGUGGAAUCACCAAAUUACGCUUGCGAAUGGUUCGACGAAAUGUUGACGGCUGAUGGCCUAACGGUUGAUUCGUUCAAGUCGUUGCACAGCCGGUUUGCUCUCGGAGACUCGCACCGACCCCUCUUCAUCCUUCCCGAAGACGUCGAAUCGGAAUUUUUGGAAUACGAGGAUGAGCGGGCUCUCCUACUUCCCGGUCUCGUGACCAAGGCGUUGGAACCGGAAGCUCGCGGCUCUGGUCGCCAUGCGUUGAGAAUUGCAUUCAGCUUACCCUCCGGCACCUAUGCGACGGUUGCGUUGCGCCAGAUUACCGGGUUUGACAUGGGCAAGCAGAGCAUGAAGGAACUGAGCUCAAUACCCGUUGAUGAUGCUGCGGACGAGGACGUGGAAAAUGCCGAAGAGACUGAGGACGAGCCAGCAAAGAAAAGGCUAAAGGAGACUAUUGACGAUUCUGCCACCGUGGUCGCC